CCCGCAGUCAGCACCGAGCACACACCGCCACGGGCAACGGGAUGGGCCGCGGGAGCUGAGCCGGAGGAUGAGCCAGGCGGGCAGCCCGGGGAGAGCGUACGACUACCUGCUGAAGUUCCUGCUGGUGGGAGACAGCGACGUGGGCAAGGGCGAGAUCCUGGCCAGCCUGCAGGACGGAGCCGCAGAGUCGCCCUACGGCUACAACAUGGGUAUAGAUUACAAGACUACAACGAUCCUCCUGGAUGGUCGACGAAUCAAGCUGCAGCUCUGGGAUACAUCAGGGCAAGGGAGAUUCUGCACCAUAUUUCGGUCAUAUUCCAGAGGUGCUCAGGGAGUAAUACUGGUGUACGACAUUACCAACCGUUGGUCAUUUGAUGGAAUCGAUCGAUGGAUAAAAGAAAUAGACGAGCACGCUCCUGGUGUACCAAAAAUCCUGGUUGGAAACCGCCUUCAUUUAGCCUUCAAGCGCCAAGUCUCUACUGAACAAGCACAAACCUACGCCGAGCGGCUGGGCAUGACUUUUUUUGAAGUCAGUCCUCUUUGUAAUUUCAAUAUUACGGAGUCCUUCACUGAGCUAGCAAGAAUAGUAUUGAUGAGGCAUGGAAUGGACAGGCUCUGGAGGCCAAACAAGGUACUGAGCCUGCAAGACCUUUGUUGCCGUGCCAUAGUCUCCUGUACCCCGGUGCAUCUUGUUGACAAGCUCCCUCUCCCAGUUGCCUUAAGAAGCCAUCUCAAAUCUUUCUCCAUGGCCAACGGUCUUAAUGCCAGGAUGAUGCACGGACGCUCGUAUUCGCUCACAUCCCCAAAAAACUGUACAAGAAACAGCUGUAAAAUUUCUUAAGCUCUGUGAGAAAAGGAACCUGGUUGGAAGCCCCUCAUGUGAAGCACUGAAUGUGAGGACUCCUUUUAAUAGAGCAUAUUCUGUGUAGGUAUCACACUACAUAGACAACAAUAAGAAAGACAAGUCCUGUUUUGGAGCUUGCUCACUACAGUAAUGCUGCUUUGGGAAGAGUGACUUGUUCAGUGCAGCUGAAAGGCUGUGACGUUUUGCUGUUGGACUUGCAUACUUCAUUUCAGUUUCUGACAUGCAUGAUGCCAUUGUUUUCACUACUUGAUGUAUUUUCCUAUGGGGAAUAAUUAUCAGUAUAUUGAGUUCUUAAUUCCAUUAAAUCUGGAAUGUGGCUUACUGUGUGAUUGGUGAAACAAAAAUCCUGGCUUUUUGCAAACUAUUAAAAGUGUGAGUCAUUGGUUUACGUAUUCGGGCAGUUUUUCAAUGCAAUGUAUUGUAUACAUUGGGAAUCCUACACAUGGUGCAACCAAUUCCAGUCAUGCUGCCGUUCUGUAUUUGGGAUAUUUGCUAAAGCUUCUUUGAUGACUUCAAAGCACUAACUUAACUAAGCUAAAAACGUGUAUAUAAUUAUGGUGCACAUACGCAACAAGGUUUUGCCUCAUUAGUAUAUGUAAUAGAUUUGAUAAAGUUUUUUGGUAUGUUAUUUAAUACUGUGGGGAAUUAAUUUGUGGUUUAAAUACUUAUUUUUCUGUAAAGAAUAUAUAUAUAUAUAUAUUACAUUUUGUACCACUCUACAGGAAAGUUGAGAAGGAAAAUGCCAAAGAUACUGUGGUUAAGGGAACAUGACUUGAAAAGCUGCUUUAUAAGAAAAAAAAAGCACUAUUAAAAAAACUAAAUAAAUGCUUCUGGAAAAUAAA
Molecule: messenger RNA, 1707 nt
Organism: Coturnix japonica (Japanese quail)
Lineage: Eukaryota; Metazoa; Chordata; Aves; Galliformes; Phasianidae
Gene: RAB40B
Product: RAB40B, member RAS oncogene family
Biological process (GO): intracellular signal transduction
Molecular function (GO): GTPase activity; GTP binding
Source: RefSeq, a predicted model, not a curated record